AUGAGCCAAGAUUUGACGCCCCUGCAGCAGAGUGUUUUGGAGAAGUAUUCCAGCCUGUCUGAAGCUUUGCACGAUCUAGACGAGUCGAUCAAAGAGCUGAACAGGUCGAAGGAGGGGAACAGCGCUGAUGUCUCUGCAGACGAUGUGUUGCAGGAGAUGAGAGCGAUAGAGACGCGGAUAGGUCUAAUUGGGACAUUGUUGAAGGGGAGUGUCUACUCGUUGAUUUUGCAGAGGGGAAACGACUGGAACAACUGA
Huiozyma naganishii CBS 8797 is the source of this 255-nucleotide messenger RNA. It is a transcript of the gene DAD3, whose product is annotated as Dad3p. Gene Ontology annotation, biological process: attachment of spindle microtubules to kinetochore. The transcript has a single exon. Lineage: Eukaryota; Fungi; Ascomycota; Saccharomycetes; Saccharomycetales; Saccharomycetaceae. Gene Ontology annotation, cellular component: DASH complex; mitotic spindle. The record is from RefSeq and is a predicted model, not a curated record. The coding region runs from base 1 to 255 and encodes 84 amino acids.